GGCUUGCAGCGCAUGCGCGAGUCCCGGAAGUUACCAAGAGAGGGACCGGCCCAGCGGGACACUUCCGGCGACGGGCUCUCGAGUUCCCCAAACUGCAUUCGCUGCCACUAGGCUGAGGCGCGAAGGGUGCGUGAGGAGGCGCGGCCCAGCCCGCGGGGACUGCUGCCGCCAUGGACCCGUUCCUGGUGCUGCUGCACUCGGUGUCGGUCGGACUGUCGAGCAGCGACCUGACCCAGCUCAAGUUCCUGUGCCGGAACCGCGUUAGCAAGAGGAAGCUGGAGCUCGCGCAGAGCGGCCUGGACCUCUUCACCGUCUUGCUCGAGCAGAACGAGCUGAGCGCCGAGCGCACCGUGCUGCUGCGCGAGCUGCUCGGCUCCCUGCGGCGCAAGGACCUCCUGUGCCUCCUGGACGACUUCGAACGGGGCGCGGAGGCCGGGGCGGCGCCGGAGGAGCGAGACCUGCGGGCAGCGAUGGAGAUCAUCUGUGAUAACGUGGGGAAGGACUGGAAGAGGCUGGCUCGUCGCCUCAGAGUGUCUGAGACCAAGAUUGAAGCCAUCGAGGAGAAGUACCCCCGGAACCUGGUGGAGCAGGUGAGGGAGCUGCUGAGGGUCUGGAAGAACAGCGCUAGGGAGGACGCAGCUGUGUCCUGCCUGGUGAGCGCGCUCCGGGGCUGCCAGCUAAACGUGGUGGCAGAUCUCAUCGAGGAGGACCAGUGGGCCCAGGCCCGCCAGAGAAGGAGCACCAGCCCUGGCUCCCUCAUGGCCUGGGACUCAGGCUCCGCUGCCCCGGGAGCCUCCUGACGACCCAGCGGCUCUUCCAGGGGGACCGAGGGCAGCUGCACGGUCCUGACCACGUGCCGUCCGUGCCAGCCCCGUGAAGACUCAGGGAGGCGGCCGUGGGCCCACACUCCUCUGUGCCAGCCGGGUGGGGGCCACUGUGUGUUCCGUCGUCCCCAUUAAAUAAGCUCCUCCGGGAGGGCGUGUGGCGCUGCGCCCGGUACGAAGUAGGGGUCUGUGAAACUUGGUGCUCCCAGACACGAGAGGACGCGCAGCAUUGAAGAGCGAGGAGCUGGAGGUCGUUGUGCUGGGGGUGCUGGGCUCCGGAACCCACGCUUGGAACCCCUGGCUCAUUCUCCAGCCCUGCAAAGCCCUCCAAAGGCUUGGAGGCUGGCAGUGCAGACCAUCUCCAGGGCGGGUGGCGGGGUGAGGCGCGCCCUCACGGGUCUGCGAGGCAACCCAGGCUCUCAGCGCUCGGGGAGCAAGCCCCCUGCCAUGGGGCCAGGCAGCAGGCGCUCGGCACAUGCUGGUUCUCAGAUGAAUCAUGACUCCAGUUCCACAAUGGAUUGCUAACGGUCACUUUUUCUGAUAACAAAAGUAGUAAGAAGCUGAAUCCUCGGAUUCUGAGACGCACCUUUUCUUCCUGCUUGAAGUCCUGUUGAAGCAGGUGCCUUUGCAAGAGACCUCCACAUGACGGUUUCCUCUUCCCACGGAUGGUGAGCUCAUUUUACAGGUUCUCAGAAGUCCCGCUGUAGCCAAUUUCACUUUCCCUUGACGGUUAUCACAGGCCCAACCUGUAGGAGGGUGCCUGUGUUUCCUAUCAGCUCCAGGGACCACUGCCAAGGGGGGUGUUUACUGCGGUGGGCCAUGAUCUGCCAGAGGGCAGCCCUCACCUGCUGUGGGCCCUGCCUCCCUGCAGGAGGCAUCAGAGAACCCCGCCACGUACCUUCUAGCUGUGACCUUGGGAAAGCUCCUGACGUCAUGCUGUGCCACCCUGACCUUGGGUUGCCGGCUGUGGGCCCAGCCUUUGGCAGAUCCUGACUGCGCCGGGCACUGCUGGGAGCUGAGCCCAGGCAGCAGACGAGACAGACAUGGCCGUACUCCGAAAGUCUGGCUGGAACACGGGCGUUAACCACGCGUCACAAGUUUGGGAGCUGAGCCCAUUCAGCCCCAGAGCCAUGGCCCAGCCCAGGGUGAUGUGCUGAAGAGGCUUUGGGUCAGGGCAAGUCUGUGUGUAAUAGUAACGUCACCACCACCAGUAAAGGCGGGGCCUGGCCAGUGGGUUGCCUUGGGAAAUGGGUGGUCUGGGAAAUGUGCCCACGUGUCUUGACCAGAGGCAGACUACGAGAUGGUGCCCAUCCCUCGUGGUUUAUGGCAGAUGCUGCCACCAAUGGGUGAGGAUCCUGAGCAUCCUGAGACCUGGCCUGCAUCCCCAUGUGGUCCUCACAGCGGGGAGGGACCACCCCUCUGUCACUCCAGGUGUUCUCACGGACAUUUGGACAUGUGCUUACAGCACCCAGAGCUUUCCGUUGCUUGGGCCCGGCGCUGCCACUGGCUCACUCCGUGCUGCGUCCUCGAGGGUGAAGCACUGUCCCCCAGACACUGACAUCUGGGAUUGCCCUCCUGCCCUGGACGGUGAAGCAGUUGGAACAGCCUCAGCAAACCUGUCAUGUGACCUAAUCACAGCACAGACCUGAGGUCGGGGCAGAGAGGCGCCUCCUCCAGGCACUGCUGUCAGCCUCCCUGGGGCCUGGAGGUGGCCUGCCCUGGCGCCUGUGGGCCACUGGGGCGAAGCCACAGAGCCUGGUGGCAGGCGAACUUGCAGAGGACACUGCCCCCGAAGGUGGGCUGCAGGCCGGUGGGAGCGUCCAGGUGCUCCACCGUCAGCAGUCAGGAGGCUUCCACCGCAGCUGCCCUCCAGGCGCUGAGGUGAGACUGCACAGGCUGGCGGCGUGAACGGACAGUGCAAGUGGACAGAGAAAGCAGCAGGGCCUGUCCGGGCCCCAGGGGUGGAAGGUAGACAGCCAGCGUCAGAGGGCAGCUCUCUGGACAGUGCGGGCCCCGAGGGUGGAAGGUAGACAGCCAGCGUCAGAGGGCAGCUCUGGACAGUGUGGGCCCCAGGGGUGGAAGGUAGACAGCGUCAGAGGGCAGCUCUGGACAGUGUGGGCCCCAGGGGUGGAGGGUAGACAGCCAGCGUCAGAGGGCAGCUCUGGACAGUGCAGGCCCCAGGGGUGGAGGGUAGACAGCCAGCGUCAGAGGGCAGCUCUCUGGACAGUGCAGGCCCCAGGGGUGGAGGGUAGACAGCCAGCGUCAGAGGGCAGCUCUCUGGACAGUGCAGGCCCCAGGGGUGGAGGGUAGACAGCCAGCGUCAGGGCAGCCCUGGACAAUGUGAGCCCCGGGGGUGGAAGGUAGACAGCCAGCAUCAGGGCAGCCCUGGACAGUGUGAGCCCCGGGGGUGGAAGGUAGACAGCCCGCGUCAGAGGGCAGCUCUGGACAGUGCAGGCCCCGGGGGUGGAAGGUAGCCAGCGUCUGGACAGCGCGGUCUUCGUGUGUGCUGUCUGUGUCCCCGCUUCUGUGGUGUGGCUUUCAGGUGUCCACCAGAUGCGGCCCUGGGUGUCACAGAGACCAUGGAGGCCACCAGGGGCUCUUCCCCUUGUGUCUCCACCACUCUCGGAAGAGGCCAUUGGGUAAAUCGGAGGUGCUUGUCCGCGUCUGCAGUGCCAUUCUCAGCUUGAAGACGAGCUGAUGUCACCCCCCGCCCAGAGGGCUGUCCAGUGCUGUUCUGCUCUGCACGGCCCCUGACACCCGGCCUUGCUGUGCACAGAGGGCCCUUAGUUCCCCAGCCAGGGACCAAACUUGCGUCCCCUGCAGUGGAAGCACGGUCCCAGCCGCUGGACCGCCAGGGGAGUCCUGUCCUGGGUCUUCUCACUGCCCAUCCUGGGACAGACGUGUUUGAUCAGAACUGGGACCUGGGGGCCAGUCAGUGGCACCCCACCGGACGGAGCUGCUGCAGUUUCAGCAAGGAUUCCUGGCAGCUUCACAGAAAGUCCGGCUCCUGUGAAGUUUCCCGUAAACGCACACCAAGCGCGCACGCAAGGCGCGGGGUUGCCGUGAAGGCGAGAGAAGUGCCCUCUGCUCUCAGUCCUCCCCUGAGGACGGAAAGAAGGGUCCCCGCGUGUGUGCUCCGCCGGAGAUUUCCUGGCAGUGAAGGGGUGUUGAACAAGUGUCUGCUGAGAUGAAGGGUCACCGUCUCCCGGCCCUGCAGGUUUCCCGGUUUCCCAGUCUGCCCUCCACCACGCCACCCCCAGCCUUGCUUCUGGGCGCACGCAGCUGUUGGUGACCACCCAGGGUCCUCACGCCCUCCAGACUCUUCCCUUGGGGUAGGGGGUUGACAGUCCCUCAUCCAUCUUACUCUCCCCACUAGCUCCCACCUGCUCCCCUUCCUCCUUGGCAGCCCUACAGGCACCCCGAAACAGCACUGCGGAGCGGAGGCCCCCAGCCCCCCUCCCUGGCCCCUCCCUGUCCCUUUCUCAAGGUCCCGGGCUGACCCUGCUGUGCGAGGGGGCAGGUCACAGGUUCCAGGCACCACGGGGCCAGCCUGCUCACCACAGACCUCAGACUUGGCACCACAGUUCAGUGGGCCGCCCUCGGGCCCCACCCAGGCCCCUUCCCUGGGGCGUGCACUCCCAUGUAACAGCAGUGGCUCCCUGGACACGACCUCCAGAGCCUCGCCCCUCUCAGGACAGCCCCGGCCCAGCCCUCCCAAAGACCCCGCUCUGUAUUCUGAGAAACCGCAGGCUCCACAAGUUUCUCAGUUGUGUAUUUUUAUUUCCAUGGUAACUGAGUCAUCCUGCUGGCUGCUUCCUAACUACAGGGUUUCUGUGCCCAUUGCACUUUGGAACCAAGACAGGCAGGCCUGACGCGGGGUAGCACACGCAAAAGGGGCCAGUCACCCUCCAUCUGCUGGAAGGCAAACCUCUUACGAGGAGAACUUGCAGUUGAAAACCGUUUGCAUCACAGAAGCCCUCAGCUCCCUGAGUCAGUGACAGUCAAGACUGUGGCAAGAGUCCCACGUGGGUGCCAACCACUUUCGUUGUCCCGGGGGCAUGGAGGCCAGCUCAGUGUGUGCGCGGGGUGCCCAUCGGGUGGAGGCCGUCAUGGAAGAGCAUGGGCCACUUGGACACCCAGGCAGAGCCAUGCUGCCCGCCCCACACCUGCCUGGUGACAGUCUAGGCUCGGGCGAUGACUCUGUUUCAGCACACGUGUUCCGUGGGACAGAAGUUCUGUCUGGAGAGAUGACAGAGUUCUCAAGACAGGUGGGGUGAUGUUGACGACACUGAGUGAAAAGGGUGAAUUUUCUGUUGUGUGUGACUGUGCUACAGUUUUAGAAAUCCUACUUCACAGUAACCAUUUAGUUACAUUCUUAAUCUAAAUUGUUUCAAGUGUCUCUCAUGAAUUUUGUAGGCCUUUUAUGAGUUAUGAUGGCUAGAAGCAUAAGUUUGUAUCUGGCUUAUGUGUGCAUCAAAGCAACAUUGUUAUAAUAAAUAGAAACAUGCCCGUC
Capra hircus (goat) is the source of this 5337-nucleotide messenger RNA. RefSeq names its product Fas associated via death domain (gene FADD). The coding region runs from base 171 to 800 and encodes 209 amino acids. The transcript is spliced from 2 exons. NCBI's taxonomy places the organism in Eukaryota, Metazoa, Chordata, Mammalia, Artiodactyla, Bovidae. Gene Ontology annotation, molecular function: protein binding. Gene Ontology annotation, biological process: signal transduction; regulation of apoptotic process. The record is from RefSeq and is a predicted model, not a curated record.